CUCAUAUAUAUAGAUCUCUCUCUCUCUCUCUCUCUCUCUCUCUCUCUCUCUCUCUCUCUCUAUAAUCUCCUACAUUUCCAGAGAGAAAAUCCUACAUGCUUGUACAAUGGGGAUGGCUAGCAACAUCUUGAGAAGCUCCAUCAAUGCAUUCUGCAAGAGCUACCAUUCCUUCACCUCAAUCGCCGCGCUCCUUGCCUUCCCCUUCUCUGCCUCCAUUCUCUUUUCGGAAUCUCUCAUUCCCUUCUCGCCGUCAAUCCUUAACACCAUCUCCGUGCGCCUUCGGGUAAUGUUCCAAGCCGCAGGCUUCCCUCCUUUCUUCUCAUUUCUGAAUCUUAAACUUGCGCAAACCGGCUUCACCUUCAUCGCAACCCUCCCUUUCGCUCUCACCUUCUUACUCUUCGCCAAAGCAUCUAUCAUCUCAAUCUUUCGCGAAUACCCGCGAAGCCAAUUGACCCCUCCUUCAUUCUCUAACUUAUUUCCGCUCUACCGUUCGCUCGUAAAGACCCAUCUCUUGAGUUCCUUCAUAAUCCUCUCCAGCAAUGCCACAGUCUUCUCGCUUCUUUUCCUUCUCUUCAAUGCCGUCGAUAUCAUCGGUAUUUCGUCAGACACCUUCCUCCUAUUCAUUUCGGUGGGCGGUGUGCUUCUUUAUUCAACAGUCAUUGCGAUUGCAACCGUAAUAUGCAACCUGGCUGUUAUAGUCUCAGCAAUGGAGGAUUGUGGCGCGUACUCGGCGGUUCUUAAAGGUUGUAUGCUGAUAAAAGGAAGGGUUGCGACGGCAUUGGCCCUGGCAUUACCCGCGAAUCUCGGCAUGGCAAUGGCUGAGGCUCUGUUUCAGUUCAGACUUGUAAAUCAACACCGCCAUUCAAUAAAAUUCAAUCUCUCAGUUAUUUGGGAGGGAUGCUCGAUUGCAUAUAUACAUGCGCUCUUCGUCGUUCUUGAGAUCAUAAUAAGCUGCAUUUUCUUCAAGAGUUGUAAGGUGGAUUACUGUUUGAAUUGGAGCGAAAGGAGGGAGCUCGAACCGGAGGAGAAGGGUGAUCUUCGAGUUUAAUCUAUAUUACGUGUUAAUUGUCAUAGAAGCGUUCAGAUAAACAGAAUGAAAGAAGAUUAUUUUCAGUAUCUGUUGCAGAAUUAUUGUACAGCAAAUUUUCGACUAAUAACGACUACUUUGUAAGGACCCAGUGCAACUCUGAAGGGAGUAUUCUAUUUUGCAUGCCAAACAUGAAUUCAAAUAAUAUGUUAUCCGCAAAAUUUGUGGGGAAGGACAGAUUAUAUCAAGAUUAUGGUCCUGUUUAUUACAAAGUUUGAGAUACUAAGUUUUCCUGUUCGACAAUAGAUUAAGAUAUUGGAUAUAUACAAUGAAUUAGAGGAAUUGUUCAAGAA
This is a messenger RNA of Ananas comosus (pineapple), 1380 nucleotides long. RefSeq lists its product as uncharacterized. The transcript has a single exon. NCBI's taxonomy places the organism in Eukaryota, Viridiplantae, Streptophyta, Magnoliopsida, Poales, Bromeliaceae. The record is from RefSeq and is a predicted model, not a curated record. Bases 107 to 1048 code for a protein of 313 amino acids.